AUGCCAUCGUUGACCACUUUGCUUUCGUUGCCUAACGAAUUAUUUCUCUCGAAUAUCUUUAUUCACUUCGAUCUGAUAGAUUUACUCAAAUUGUUCAGUUCGACACAAAAUCAACGAUUAAAAAGUUUGGUUUCUGCAACGUUGUAUACAAGGAUGUCCAUCGAUUUGAUUCGAACGGAAGUGAGGUAUUCAUUGCUUCUGUCUUUUCUUCCACCUGAAAACAAUAUCAUUACUGUUCGAAUCAACAACAAUCAAUUGAAUGAAACAUUAGCAGCUGCCUUAGUUAAAGCGUGUCCAAAACUGACUCGUAUGGAAGUGAUCGUCCUACACGAGCAACCACGUCAGUCAUUGUUUUCAAUUUUAUGGACAAUGAACCUCGAUUCGUUGACAUUGUCAUCAAUCUCUGACGAUCAGAAUGAUAUGUUGAGCUAUGUGUGUAACCCUCAAUGCACGCUUCGCUGUUUAACCGUCACCGAAGACAACAAUCCAAUUCAUAAACCAUUGGUUGAUUUGUUCGAUUGUUACAAUGAUCGUUUGACAUAUUUAUCGAUAGCUGCGGUUGAUCUAAAUGUGGUUGCAUCUCUGUUGUGUCAUUUUCCUGCUCUUGAAACGCUGAAACUCCGAUUACCGCAGCGUCGUCAAUGUACAGCAUCACAUCCUCGUGAGUAUCGUGAUGAAGAUCAUCGUUCAUCUCAGUGGUCUACCCGUCUUCGAUUGUUGAGCAUUGUUGCGCCUCAACCGUACACGCGCGUCACCUUAUCGUUCUACGAUUUUGUACGUCGUUUUGCGUCAUCACUUGAACGACUAUCGUUCUAUCUGACCCCACUUUAUAGGAAAAUGACUCCAGUAGCGCUAGAACGUGAACUUCUUACACAGUUACCUCGUCUGAAACAGUUAGACUUUUGCAUCCAUACAGGGCCCUGUUAUCCUAAUGAAGACGAUGCAAGACAUUUAUUUGAUCAAUGGGCAGUCGAUCAACGACACGUCGUUUCUAUCUACCAUGUACCAGGUACGUAA
This is a messenger RNA of Adineta ricciae, 1017 nucleotides long. The record is from the annotation of a GenBank genome assembly. NCBI's taxonomy places the organism in Eukaryota, Metazoa, Rotifera, Eurotatoria, Adinetida, Adinetidae.